AUGGGUGAUGUUGAGAAAGGCAAGAAAAUUUUUGUUCAGAAGUGUGCCCAGUGCCACACCGUGGAAAAGGGAGGCAAGCAAAAGACUGGGCCUAAUCUCCAUGGUCUCUUCAGGUGGAAGACAGGUCAGGCCAUUGGAUUAUCUUACACAGAGACUGAUAAGAACAAAGGCAUCACCUGGGGAGAGGAUACACUGAUAGAGUAUUUUGAGAAUCCCAGGAAGUACAUUCCUGGAACAAAAAUGAUCUUUGCCAGCAUUAAGAACAAUGCAGAAAGGGCAGACUUGAUAGCUUAUCUCAAAAAAGCUACUAGUGAGUAA
Molecule: messenger RNA, 318 nt
Organism: Pan troglodytes (chimpanzee)
Lineage: Eukaryota; Metazoa; Chordata; Mammalia; Primates; Hominidae
Product: cytochrome c-like
Exons: 1
Coding region: 1-318 (105 amino acids)
Molecular function (GO): heme binding; electron transfer activity
Source: RefSeq, a predicted model, not a curated record